Molecule: messenger RNA, 2163 nt
Organism: Penicillium diatomitis
Lineage: Eukaryota; Fungi; Ascomycota; Eurotiomycetes; Eurotiales; Aspergillaceae
Exons: 6
Coding region: 1-2163 (720 amino acids)
Molecular function (GO): NAD+ poly-ADP-ribosyltransferase activity
Source: RefSeq, a predicted model, not a curated record
AUGGCGCCGCGAAAAUUUGCAAGCUUCGUGGUGGCUGUCAGUGGCACUGUGCCUGGCUACAAACAAGCGGACAUUAGAGGAUUGGUCGAAAAUCAGGGUGCCACGUUCACAUCCACAGUCACUGAGGAGUGUACGCACCUGAUCACGACGCUGAAGGAAGUGGAGAAGAAAACCACCAAAUAUUUGGCCGCGUCCCAGCUGCCCAAAUGCAAAAUUGUCUCCAUUGACUGGCUUUUGGCCUCGUCUCAGAAGAAAAAUGCGAUCGCCGAGAAGCCUUAUCUCUUGGACGCGGGUGCAACAGCUGAUGCGGGUGUUGCGGACAACGAAAGUAAGCAGAGCGCUAGGCGUGCCACUCGAAAAGCUCCAGCGAAUUCUGUGGACAGGGAUCUCGUCGCCGUCGACGGCAAUCUCAAGAAAGACGAGGAUGAAGAGGAUGACGAGACGGCAAAGAAGGCAAUCAAGUCUGAAGAGCCAGCAAAGUCUGCGGAGAAGCGCAAGAUCAAGGAAGAGGACGAUGAUGCACAAGGGAUCCCGUCCAGCAAAAAACGAAAAAUAGCUCCAGGCGCAGCCCCAAAAGCACCUCCAAAGGCCUUGGUGGUUCCCGUGGACUCCAAGUUCCUUCUGCAAGAGCCCAAGUUCAAGAAUCCACAAAUCUACAUUGAUUCCUCGGGUGUCAUCUGGGAUGCCACUUUGAACCAGACAAAUGCGGGUGCGAACAACAACAAAUUCUACGCCAUCCAACUCAUUCAUUCCCCAAAGACUGAUCAGUUUAUCACCUGGACGCGAUGGGGACGAGUGGGGGAGAGUGGCCAAUCUGCGUCUUCCGGCAUCGGUACAUUCGCCCAGGCUCAAGCAUUCUUCGAAAAGAAGUUCAAAGACAAGAGCGGACUGGCCUGGACCAAUCGUCUCGACACUCCGAAGAACAAUAAGUAUACAUAUCUGGAACGAAAUUACGAGGAGGAUGAAGAAGAACAAAAAGAAGGAGAUUCGAAAGACCAGAGCAAAGAGGGUACGAAGCAAGAAGCCACCGAAUCGAAGCCACAGGUGCAAAGCAAGCUCGAGCAGCCUUUGCAGGAUUUGAUGGCGUUCAUCUUCAAUCAACAACACAUGAACUCUGCGUUGGCGUCAAUGUCGUAUGAUGCGCAGAAAUUGCCCUUGGGAAAGCUCAGUGAGAGGACUCUUAAAGCAGGAUUCUCGGUUUUGAAAGACCUCGCUGAGCUUCUCGGCGAUCCCACAUUGGCAACUUCGAAACAUGGUCUUGAUCUAGGACGAGCCCAAGAGUUUCUCAGCAACCGCUACUUCACAUUGAUCCCCCACGUUUUCGGGCGAAACAGGCCACCAAUUCUGAACACAGAUGCCAUGAUCAAGAAGGAGGUCGAUCUGCUAGAAGCCUUGACAGAUAUGGACGUUUCAAACGAGAUUCUCAAGGCGUCGAAGGACGCCGCUCAAGUCCAUCCAUUGGAUCGUCAAUUCGAGAGUCUGGGCAUGAAGGAGAUGACACAAUUGGAUCACAAAUCCACAGAAUUCAUCGAGCUGUCCGACUACCUCAACCACUCUCGUGGCGCGACUCAUUCCCUCCGAUACGAAGUCAUCGACAUUUUCCGCAUCGAACGCCAAGGCGAAACAGACCGCUUCACCAACUCCCCCUACUCGAAUCUCGAAAGGAGCAACCGACGCCUCCUCUGGCACGGCUCCCGCAGCACCAAUUUCGGCGGCAUUCUCAGUCAAGGUCUCCGCAUCGCACCCCCCGAAGCGCCCGUCAACGGCUACAUGUUCGGCAAGGGCGUCUAUCUCGCCGACAUGUCCAGCAAAUCCGCCAACUACUGCUGCUCCUACUACAGCGACAACAAGGGCCUGCUCCUUCUAUGCGACACCGAGCUCGGCGAUCCCAUGUACGAGCUCGUCAACGCCAAUUCAUCGGCUGCUUCGCAUUGUAAGAGCGCGGGGAGCAUCGCCACGCUCGGUAAGGGAGGUCAUAUCCCGGCUGCAUGGAAGGAUGCGGGUGUUGUCAAUGCGGAUCUGGAGGGCGUGAAGAUUCCAGACGUGAGUUGCGGGACGGCGGAGCGAGACGGAACGCAGGCUUAUCUGCAGUAUAAUGAGUAUAUCGUGUAUGACGUGGCGCAGAUUCGGCAGCGGUAUCUGUUCUACGUGAACAUGAAGUGA